ACCCACCCCCUUACCCCCACCACCUCCCCCAAGAAAACCAACCCAGCAGCCCUAUGUAUGUAUGUAUGGGGCCCCCACCGGAUUUUUUUUUCACCUCUCGACAUGGAUACCCCGCCGUCCCUUGAACUGGGGGCUGGUUUCUUGGCGCAGUGAGGAGAGGAUCCAUGCCGGGACUGCUAAUGGAUUUAGGGAGAGCGCGAGUGACCAUGCCGUGAUCUUGCACGACCGGAGAGAAGAAAUCCGCGGGAAUCAGUAGCGUACGGGGGGGACUACCACCACUGUGCAUUUUUUGACGAACAACAUGAAGAUUACCUCCCAGCUGGUAAAUAGUCUCGUUUUCAGGUUCAACCUCAGGCUUCUCCCGCUCCUGCUGCUGUUUCUCGGAUACUCUCGCGGGAUGCCGCACGUCUUAAGAUUCGGUGGAAUAUUUGAGUCCAUCGAGAGCGGCCCCUCGGGAGCCGAGGAACUCGCCUUUAAAUUUGCCUUGAACACGAUCAACAGGAACCGCACCCUGCUCCCCAACACCACCCUCACCUACGACAUCCAGAGAAUCAACAUCUUCGACAGCUUUGAGGCCUCCCGCAAAGCGUGUGACCAGCUCUCCCUGGGCGUGGCGGCCAUCUUCGGCCCGUCCCACAGCUCGUCGGCCAAUGCGGUGCAGUCCAUCUGCAACGCCCUGGGCGUGCCCCACAUCCAGACGCGCUGGAAGCACCAGGUGUCCGACAACAGGGACUCGUACUACGUCAGCCUGUACCCCGACUUCUCCUCCCUCAGCCGGGCCAUCCUGGACCUGGUGCACUUCUUCCGCUGGCGGACGGUCACGGUGGUGUAUGACGACAGCACCGGCACAGGUCUCAUUCGCCUGCAGGAGCUGAUCAAGGCUCCCUCGCGCUACAACCUCCGCCUCAAGAUCAGACAGCUGCCGGGGGACACCAAGGACGCCAAGCCGCUGCUGAAGGAGAUGAAGAAAGCCAAGGAGUUCCACGUGAUCUUCGACUGCGGCCACGAAAUGGCGGCCUGGAUCCUGAAACAGGCUCUGGCCAUGGGGAUGAUGACUGAGUACUACCAUUACAUCUUCACCACGCUGGACCUGUUCGCUCUGGACAUGGAGCCGUACCGCUACAGCGGCGUCAACAUGACGGGGUUCCGCAUCCUGAACACGGAGAGCUCCCAGGUGACGUCCAUCGUGGAGAAGUGGUCCAUGGAGCGCCUACAGGCCCCGCCCAAGGCCGACUCCGGCCUCCUGGAUGGAUUCAUGACG
This is a messenger RNA of Gadus morhua (Atlantic cod), 1261 nucleotides long. RefSeq names its product glutamate receptor ionotropic, kainate 2. Gene Ontology annotation, molecular function: signaling receptor activity; ligand-gated monoatomic ion channel activity. Gene Ontology annotation, cellular component: membrane. NCBI's taxonomy places the organism in Eukaryota, Metazoa, Chordata, Actinopteri, Gadiformes, Gadidae. Gene Ontology annotation, biological process: monoatomic ion transport. The record is from RefSeq and is a predicted model, not a curated record.